Xylaria bambusicola is the source of this 336-nucleotide messenger RNA. RefSeq lists its product as uncharacterized. Lineage: Eukaryota; Fungi; Ascomycota; Sordariomycetes; Xylariales; Xylariaceae. The coding region runs from base 1 to 336 and encodes 111 amino acids. The transcript has 3 exons. The record is from RefSeq and is a predicted model, not a curated record. Gene Ontology annotation, molecular function: nucleic acid binding; DNA-directed RNA polymerase activity; zinc ion binding. Gene Ontology annotation, cellular component: RNA polymerase III complex. Gene Ontology annotation, biological process: termination of RNA polymerase III transcription; DNA-templated transcription.
AUGUUGCUCUUCUGCCCUCAGUGUAGCAAUAUCUUGACUGUCUCACCCUCGCCAGAGAACGGCCGCAACCGGCUGGAGUGUCGAACAUGUCCCUACCAGCACGCUAUCGAGGAACCCAUGUACUCGCGACGGUAUUUCAAGAAGAAGGAGCGUGAGGAUGUCUUUGGUGGCCCCGAGGCCUGGGCAAACGCCGAUAAGACCACUGUGCAGUGCCCUAACGGGUCGUGCGAAGGGAAAGAGGCUGCUUUCUACCAGGUUCAGAUCCGCAGUGCUGAUGAGCCCAUGACCAGUUUCUUCAAGUGCAUGACUUGUGGACACCGCUGGAGAGAGAACUAA